Molecule: messenger RNA, 1347 nt
Organism: Caenorhabditis remanei
Lineage: Eukaryota; Metazoa; Nematoda; Chromadorea; Rhabditida; Rhabditidae
Exons: 7
Coding region: 1-1347 (448 amino acids)
Biological process (GO): anatomical structure development; cell differentiation; regulation of transcription by RNA polymerase II
Molecular function (GO): zinc ion binding; nuclear receptor activity; RNA polymerase II cis-regulatory region sequence-specific DNA binding
Source: RefSeq, a predicted model, not a curated record
AUGGACUCUCCAAGUUGUUCAAAGAUCACAAGCACAGAUUCUGCAGAAUUCGAUCUUCCAGAACUUCUAUCGGUUACACAAAAUGAACAUCGUUCCUCUAGCUCAGAAUCACCUGCACCUGUACGACAUCUGAGGCCGACAGAAUGCUCAAUUUGUGGAAAAACAGCGAAUGGAUAUCAUUACGAUGUUCCAUCUUGUAAUGGAUGCAAAACUUUUUUCAGGCGACUUUGCAUUUCGGAAAAGCAUUUUGCAUGCAAAGCAAAUGGGGAUUGUUUUGAUUUGACAAAAAGAGCCACUCCGAACAAAUGUCGAGCAUGUCGUUAUGAGAAAUGUAUUUCUGCUGGAAUGAAUCCAAUGGCAAUGCAAGUUGAUGAAAAAGAAGCAACUGCCGGAAACUUCAAGAAGUUAACAAAAAGGGUCAAUCGAUCAGCUUCAAGAGAUUCAGAAGAUGAAGAUGAAGAUCAUGAACUUCAAAUCGAGAAAAUGACUAAGAAACAAGUGAUAAAAAACAUUGCUACAAUCGAAAAUAAGAUGCAGAGAAUGGUGGAAACGUUGAGUUAUUUGGAAUCAAAAGUCAGAAAUUUUCGAAUGUCAGCUUACAAUCCAGACUGGAAAAAACUACCUGGAUUAGAAGGAUUUUUGAUUAUGGCCAACCAGAUCAGUAUUGCUGAUAAAUCUGGGCCGAUGCCCGGAUGGCCAAUGAAGGCUCAGUCUCCUCCUCCAAAACCACCGAAUUUUGCAAUGCAGAAGGGACCACAGUACUCCCCUGAUAAAAAGCAAUGGCUACUGUACGACUUGAUGGUCACUAUUGAAUAUGCCAAAACUUUUAUGUUUUUCCAUCGAUUAGACAUCAAAGACCGAUUGAUUCUGAUGAGAUAUGUGACACUCGCUUUGAUGAAUUUACAUAUUUCAUACUUUUCAAUGCUGAGAAAGUUUGAUACUGUAAUUCAUCCGGAUGGAAGCCAACCACCAAUGAAAUUAGGAAUGGUUUACACAGAAGUCGUAAUGUCGAUAUCUCCACUGAUCAGAUGUGAAAUUCAAGAAGCAGAAUUCGUGUUAUUAAAAGCUAUUUGUCUUUGCAAUCCAGCGGUUCCUGAUCUUUCUCCACACGCUCAAGAAAUUCUUGCCAAAGAGAGAGAACAGUACGCAGAGGCGUUAUUUGAUCAUUGCCUCCGAAAUCGAAAAGACGGUUUGGGUCAGUUUGCCGAGCUGAUUGGUAUGGUCGACCUGCUGGAGCGUCAACAAAGAAUGCAAAAAGACCUACACCUCCUACACGUUGCUCCAUUUGUUGCACACAUUCCACCAGAAAACAAAAUGCGUUUAAUAGACGAUAUUAUGAAUUCCUAG